UGGCGCAUAACGUGUAACUCAACAUUUAUUGAAAACGAAGAAGAAAAUGAGUGCGCGUCCGUUCUGGUUGUGUGGCGUCAUUUCCUUUCCGUCUGCGCUAAGCUCCCAGUGAACACGCGUUCGCCUUUCUUGCUCAAAAUGCGUUACGUUGCUGCUUACCUGCUAUCUGCCCUUGGUGGCAAUGAUAAUCCAGAUGCUAAACACAUCAAGAAGAUCCUGGAAAGUGUUGGUAUUGAGGCUGACGACACUCGCCUAGAGAAGGUCCUGUCUGAGCUCAAGGGCAAGAAAGUGAAUGACGUGAUUGCUGCUGGUAUGGGCAAACUGGCCAGCAUGCCGGCUGGCGGUGCUGUAGCAGUUGCCAGUUCUGCAGCUGUUAGCUCAGGAAAAGCAGCUGCCCCUGCUGCAGCUGAAGAAAAGAAGGAAGAGAAGAAGGAAGAGUCUGAAGAAUCUGAUGAUGACAUGGGAUUCGGUCUUUUUGACUAAGCUCUUUGUAUGGAAUAAAACAUUUGUUUAAAAAAUG
Molecule: messenger RNA, 520 nt
Organism: Phyllopteryx taeniolatus (common seadragon)
Lineage: Eukaryota; Metazoa; Chordata; Actinopteri; Syngnathiformes; Syngnathidae
Gene: rplp2b
Product: ribosomal protein, large P2, like
Exons: 5
Coding region: 139-483 (114 amino acids)
Biological process (GO): cytoplasmic translational elongation
Cellular component (GO): ribosome; cytosolic large ribosomal subunit
Molecular function (GO): structural constituent of ribosome
Source: RefSeq, a predicted model, not a curated record